Patiria miniata (bat star) is the source of this 4829-nucleotide messenger RNA. RefSeq names its product transcription factor Sp9-like. The transcript has 2 exons. The record is from RefSeq and is a predicted model, not a curated record. Gene Ontology annotation, biological process: regulation of transcription by RNA polymerase II. Lineage: Eukaryota; Metazoa; Echinodermata; Asteroidea; Valvatida; Asterinidae. Bases 1 to 1545 code for a protein of 514 amino acids. Gene Ontology annotation, molecular function: DNA-binding transcription factor activity, RNA polymerase II-specific; RNA polymerase II cis-regulatory region sequence-specific DNA binding.
AUGCGAUCGUCUGGCAAAAAAAGGAGAGCCAGUGAGAAAGGAGGAAAGGAGGAAAAGGAGAGAGUUGGGACUAGGGAUGCGGUCGAGGCGUGGCAAGCGGACGCAGACUCACCUUCCCUCGGCUGCCGUCUGGAGGAUCAGCCACGUCUGGGAACCACACCUCUAGCCAUGCUAGCUGCCACCUGCAACAAGAUUGGUACCAAGACCCCACCCCCAUCCAUGACUGACGUCUCCACCCCACAGACCAAAGGUUUCCUUCCCUUUAAGAAGACGUCCUCCAUGUCCGACCUGCCCACGGCCCUGGCCGACUCCAGAAUGCCCACCGUGUCCGCCUCGACAGCUAACGGUUUCACUCCGUACUCGCUCUCCCCGGCCGUGGCCAUCCACAACUCCUCGCUGACCAGUUCCACCGCGGCCGCUGCCGCCUACAACGAGAUGCUUGCCCAUGGAAGGACUUCGCUCAAAUCCAGCGUGCCCUGGACUUCCACGGAUUCCGCCUCCCAGCCGGCCAUUAUACACAAACUCCACGGCACUACGGCCGACCAUUUAGUCAACGUGUGCCCCGGCGUGCCCAUUUGCCCUCACCCGUACGACUCGUGGCUCAAAGCGUCCAGCGCGGCUGCGGCCAGCAUCGCACGGGAUUCCAGCUCCGGGUCGACCCUCAGCUGGUGGGAGUUACGCGGUGGCUCGAGUUGGCUGGACCUCCACCCUAGCACCGCCGUGGCUCUGAGCUCCCAGUUACCGAAAUAUUCCAGCUACGCCGCCGAGUGUGCAGCCUUGAAUGCCGCACACCCUGUGUUUAGCACUCCGAGUCCCCACCCAUUUAUGACUGCCCCACCCCUCUUCACCCAUGACAGUCUAGGAUCUUUAGUACCGCCAGGUUGCGAUCUGAUGAGCUUGUCUCAAAUGCGAUCUCCUUUCCUAACACCGAGUGGAUUCAGCGGAUUGUCGCUGUCCUCUCGGGCCAACCGGCGGUACACCGGUCGAGCCACCUGCGACUGCCCUAACUGCCAGGAGAACGAGCGGCUAGCCGCGGCUGGACAACCCAUACGCAAGAAGAACGUUCACACCUGCCACAUCCCUGGUUGCGGUAAGAUCUACGGUAAGACCUCGCACCUCAAGGCCCAUCUCAGGUGGCACACAGGGGAGCGGCCGUUCGUCUGUAACUGGCUGUUCUGCGGCAAACGGUUCACGCGUUCGGACGAGUUGCAGCGGCACCUACGGACCCACACGGGCGAGAAGAGAUUCGCCUGUCCCACGUGCAACAAGCGAUUUAUGCGUAGUGACCACCUCAGCAAGCAUAUCAAAACUCACACUGGUAACACCAGUAGCAGCAGCAGCAGCAGCAGUAGCAGUAGCACGAAUAACAAUAGCUCGUCAACUGCUAAGAAAAGUGCUGCUACCAUAAGCGGGAGUGAGUCAGAGAGCAGCCCAGGUGAGCUUGGUAGCGAGGGUAACCCGUCCCCUCUCCCUUCAAAGAACACUAGCUCAUCCUCCUCCUCGUCAUCCAGAAACCAGCACGAGGUAAAGAUGAUCACAUCUUAAGAAGACGAAAAGAACAGACUUCAGAAAACAUUUCGUUUGUAUUCGCUUCAAAACCACAGCCAGUAGUCUUGCAGUAUUCUCGCGAAGUCUCGUCAAAUCCCGAAAUGUGGUGUGUGUUUAUAGUUAUCACUUUUUUUUUAAAGCAGGGAGACGCUUAUUGUGGAUUCCUCUUAUGGAAUAUCGCGUUGCAUUUUUGGCGGCGCCUGUUUCACUUACAACUACAGCAAAAAAUAAUUAAAAAAUUGAUUCAAAGUGUGUGGGUGAAUGUGUGAAUAAUUAUGACAUGUAUAUAAUACAGGCAAUAUGUUAACAGAACUUCUGUACACUUCCAAGUUUUGCGACUGAAAUAGAACAACACGACCACGCUUUCAAUACUUGCCACUCCCUGUACUGAAGAUUUCCUUUGUAAAAAAAAGUUUCCUUUAAUUCAGUCAAAAAUUGAUAUACUCUUCGUUGUUUUGCACCUACAAACCUACACUUUUGAAUUUGGGCUUUAUUGCGUCGUAACCUUUAUGUAAAGCGUCACUAUUAAGUUACCUUUUUCUGAGUCAUUGUUAAAAUGUCAUUUCUAAUAAAUGUAUUUCAUGUCAUGGCAUAUUUUCAGAGGAAAAAACCCUCACAGGUUAAAAAAAGAAAGUGUUGGUGAUAGUUUUCGACGUAUCAAAACCAUGUCCUCUCAAAAACAUCUACCACCGACAAUGUCAAAGGUCAUGUAAGAUGAAUACAUUCAUGUUUGCUAGCAAAUAUUUAAGGCUGCCCUACUUGACUUGAAGGCUAACAAUCUGAAGUACAUGGCGGAUUAGAUUUUUGGAUUAGCCACUUAAACAAUAAUUUUUUUAAAACCCGCUUGUACUGUUUGAGAUAUCAAAUUCUCGAGUUGUUGUAGAAACAUUGAAUUACAUACACGAAACUAAACUAUGAUCACAUUCCGAAUUAAUUUGGCUCUCAAAAAAUUACACAUUUGUUCGACUACCUUGAAAUUAAAGCAUGGGCCUUUUUGUUUUCAAAAAGAAUAUUCACCAUUUCAACGUGGGACUAGUAUGCAAAAUGACGCUGCUGGUUCUUCCUAGCGUCUGCAUCAUAUCGUGUAUUCAGUUUUUGUUUUAAAAUUUGAAUGCAAUUUCGAAAAAAAACCACUUCUGGUGAAAAUGGGGUUCUUAACUUCUUAUUCAGUAACUGACUAUGUAUUCAUCAUGAUACGUAAAAUUCAGCAUCAAUAGUCUGAAUAGAAAAAAAGCAUAGACAUUUACAUAAACCGUAACAAACCGAAGACUUCUGAAGUGUGUGAAAGCGCGUGAAAAACAGUGAGAAAAAGCGGAGAUUGUUUUAAACAAGUGAGUUGAUAUUUUAAAGUGCAAACUAUUGGUGUAUUACUUGUACUUCUGUUGAGUUUUUGAGUUGAGUAACCCAAUGUCUUCUACCUCACGUUUAGGUUUAGCACAAGCUUCUCAAGCUUGACGUGGUUUUGUAGUGUUCAUACACCUUCUUUAUUGCUAUUUCUACACCGGUGUCGAACACAAGGGCCUCAGCAAUGCACAUAAUAGUUUCUUGAUUAAAUUUGCAACUCGUAAAAUUUAAUUUUUAAGCCCAAGUCUGCCGGUGUCUUCAAAGGCUUGAAAUCUUAUUCUUGCUGUAAUCUGUUGAAAUAUGGUAUUUCUUUAGCCGGGCUUUUUUGUUAUUUGUGUUCUUGACGAACUGAAAGAUUAGAUCAAAAAUCUUUAUUGAUAGGCUUGUGUCAAGCUUUUACCGAAGCUUUUAUUAAAUUUCUAAUUCUGUGAUGUACCGAAUGAGGUUUUUAACAAGCCAAUAACGUCUGCCUCCCCUUGUCCUACUACACAGUGGUUUCGACCGGAACAAAAAAAAGAGUGAAUUUCAUGCCAGAUUUAGUUGGGAAAACAAUUAAGAGAGCAAAUAAUUACUGCUUCGCUUUCCGUCUUUGUAUUCUUGCUUAUUGUGAGUAAAUGUGGUGCAAUGGCGAUCUGGGUAUUGAUCCGUUAGGAUUCAAUCAGUGAUUCUCAAAUCAAAGAAAUCACUGUUGUUUGUAACAAAAUCGUGAGGGACUUAUUGAGCUUUUAUAACCGUUUUUUUUUUGGUCGUCACACGCGGGUUCUGUUCAAUCAUGUACAAUUAACUUAAAUUCGUAAUUAGUAAAUAGCAUAUCUGGGGAAAAAUCCCGCAAAAAUUGUAAUAUAAAUCUGAAAUUACAAUUUUUUUGUAGUCUUUGCAACAGACUUUCAAUAUGUUUUCGAUCUUUACUUUUUUUGUUUUUGUUUACUGCCCAUGAGAAGGACUGAACUAUAUCCUUAUGGUGUAUUUGUAUGACCAAGUCAUGAAUUUUGCACUCAGUUCAAUGAGUACAUUGAUUCACUGAGAGAGAAAACAAAAUCGAUUUACAUUGUGUAUUCCAGAUAUUUAAUUUUUGCCUACAUAUUUAUAUAGUUACGUCCAGUACAUUUUACUUUGAGGAGGUAUCAAUAAUUUAAGACGAUCUGUUUCUGCUUAUUUUACAACUUUUUUUUUUUAGCAUAGACUUCACAUGUCGAUCUCUGUCGACCACUAGUAUACAGACAUCUGUGGAGAUCAACCUGUCGAAUUACAAUCUCGUGCACCUUUGUAUUCAAAUUAAUUUGGUUUGUAGUCGACACUGCCAAGAAAUUUGGAAUCUAAAUUCUGCGCCAGUAUUGCAGUCGUAAACACAUUCGAGUUGGUUAUUUUUCCUUUCAUUUUUUGAAAAAAAUUAACACGGACAUAUUUUACGUUCAGUCCUCGCCAUAUUUACACAAAGUGUGCAGGAAUCCGGAAAACCAGAUAGUAAGUUCUACCGGUAUUAACUACCUAAAAAAUGUACAAAUUCAAUUCACAUACAUGCACGAGGCUUGUUGUUAUAGGUAUUUGUUUUCAAUGUAGGAGCUGCAAUGCUCGUGUAUAAUGUUCAAAGCAAUGUAGUCAUGUUUCGAAUCCACCGCUCGUUUUUACACUCUGAUGUGUUUUAUAAAUACAGCUCUGUAUUAUGGUAUGUAAUGGGUGUACUUUUGAACACUGGGUGUUUGACAGUUUCGACAAACUCUUUCAUUUUUUUCCGUCUUUUCUGGGAAUUUUUGUUAUUUGGUUUUAUGAAUAAGAAAAAAAGACUAUAUCAGUGCACAUACUAGGCGCCUGUCCCACAGGUAUGUACAUAUUUAAAAUGUAAGAGUGUAUAAUUACCAUAACUAUAGAGUGUGGGGCUAUAAUAUUAUUAAUAUUAUAAAUGUUGAAUAAAAUGAUUGUCCUAUAGUGUAAACGUA